This is a messenger RNA of Aspergillus ruber CBS 135680, 1740 nucleotides long. RefSeq names its product putative siderochrome-iron transporter Sit1 (gene sit1). The transcript is spliced from 11 exons. NCBI's taxonomy places the organism in Eukaryota, Fungi, Ascomycota, Eurotiomycetes, Eurotiales, Aspergillaceae. Gene Ontology annotation, biological process: transmembrane transport; intracellular iron ion homeostasis. Gene Ontology annotation, cellular component: vacuolar membrane; endosome. Bases 1 to 1740 code for a protein of 579 amino acids. The record is from RefSeq and is a predicted model, not a curated record. Gene Ontology annotation, molecular function: siderophore-iron transmembrane transporter activity.
AUGGCGACGGACGACGAGAAAGUACCUGAACAUGCCUCUCAGCCUUGUACAUCGCAGGACAGCUCUGAGGAAUCAGUGUAUUUGUUGAGCAAGGAGAGUCCGGGUGUCAAACGGAUUGAAAUCAUCUCCUCGCACAUCCAUCUAACCGACCGGAUCUUCUUGUUCUCCAGCAUCUUUCUCAUUGCUUACGUUUAUGGCCUGGAUAACCAGGCUCGGCAGACAUAUCAGCCUCUGGCUACAGCCGAAUACCAACAACACAGUCUGAUCUCGACAAUCAACGUCCUACGCGCUGUGAUUGCAGCAGCAGCACAGCCUACAGCUGCAAAAAUUGCCGAUGUUUUUGGCAGAGUCGAAGUGAUCAUCCUCUCGAUCGUGUUUUAUACAGUUGGGACCAUUGUGGAAGCUUGCGCGGAUAAUGUGGAGACAUUUGCUGCUGGCGGUGUGAUAUUUCAGGUCGGUUAUACCGCAAUUAUCUUGCUGCUUCAGGUCUUGAUCGCCGAUAUCACCUCUCUCCAAUCCCGUUUGCUUUUCUCUUAUAUUCCGGCGGCACCUUUUAUAAUUAAUACGUGGAUCAGCGGUAAUGUCACUUCCUCCGUUCUGCAGGUCACUACUUGGAGAUGGGGAAUCGGGAUGUUCGCAAUCAUCUAUCCAGUGUGUACAAUUGCGUUGCUCAUCCCACUCUACAUAGUACAGAGAAGGGCCAAAAAGAAGGGCGCCUUUGCGGCAUACCAAAGCCCUCUCCGUUUACUUGGAGCACGCCAGCUUGUUAAAGAGUCCUUUUGGUAUCUUGAUGUGGUCGGCAACCUACUUCUGAUUGCCUUCUUGGCCUUGAUAUUGACACCAUUCACUAUUGCACAUGGGGUACAAUCGCAAUGGAAGACCGCCAAAGUCAUCGCCCCCCUCGCAGUGGGCGUCUGUUGUAUUCCGGCAUGGAUCAUUUGGGAACGCAAAUGCAAGCAUCCAAUGGUACCAUUCAAGCUACUGAAAGAUCGGGCCGUCUGGGGCGCGUUGGGAAUUGCCGUCAUGUUGAACACUGCAUGGAGCCUUCAGGGUAAUUAUUUGUAUACCGUUCUUGUUGUCAGCUUCGACGAGUCGAUUACCUCUGCGACCAGAAUCAUCUCUUUGUACAGCUUUGCAUCGGUUAUCACCGGCUGUCUACUCGGCUUUGUGAUCCUCAAGGUCCAAAGAUUAAAAAUAUUCAUCGUUAUAGGGACAUUGCUUUUCAGUGUUGCCUUUGGCAUCCUCAUAUAUUUUCGUGGAGGAUCAGGAGGAUCGAGCCAUUCUGGUGUUAUUGGUGGACAAGUUCUGCUAGGCAUUGCUGGAGGUCUAUUCCCGUACUCAGCCCAAGCCAGUAUCCAGGCAGCUACCAAGCAUGAACACCUUGCCGUGGUGACCGGUCUCUUUUUGGCUUGCUACAAUGUUGGAAGCGCACUUGGCGAUACUAUUGCGGGCGCAAUCUGGACCCAGGUCCUCCCAGGAGAACUCAGCAAUAAGCUCGAUGACUCUGCACUCGUUCAGCAGGCAUACGGGGACCCGUUUACCUUUGCGUCUUCCCACGCCAUGGGAACUCCUGUCAGACAGGCUGUCGUCGACUCUUAUAAACAUGUUCAACGGCUACUUUGCAUCACUGGCAUUUGCUUGACGGUGCCCUUGAUCGCUUUUGCCUUAUGCAUGAAGAACCCGAAGCUGACCAAUGAGCAGAGUUUUGCUAAUGCUGAAGAGAGCGAAGAGUCUUCGUGA